Daldinia decipiens is the source of this 1833-nucleotide messenger RNA. RefSeq lists its product as uncharacterized. The transcript has 3 exons. NCBI's taxonomy places the organism in Eukaryota, Fungi, Ascomycota, Sordariomycetes, Xylariales, Hypoxylaceae. The coding region runs from base 466 to 1635 and encodes 389 amino acids. The record is from RefSeq and is a predicted model, not a curated record.
GGCCUGAGUUGUAAACAAUGAUAAGGUCGGCACUGCCAGCCUCAAGAAAUUUGGCGGAAAGGCCAAUGCCAGCCCCAGCGCCGACAAUUGGACGAUGAAAAGAGAUAACUUCCCGUAGGCGUUGGAGAAUUUCCGGGCGCGAAUAUAAUACCAUGAUCAAGGGUAACGGGUACAGUUUUGGGCGUCACUUGUAUAAGUUGUGUGGCCUCAGUUCCCGUCUUAACCUCUCACAGGGAGAGGAGGACAAGGAGGGGUUAAAUGGAGUUAAAGGGGUUAAAGGGGUAUCAGUUGUGCGAACAUCGAGUACUAUACGUAAUACUCAGCUCAGAUUCGCCAGAGCAACGCAAUAUAAUCAGUUUAUUCGACGUCUUCCCCGCUUAGUGUUACUUCAGGUAUCUUUGGCAAGAUGGUGUUUUCUCGCAUCAUUCUUCACUUUUUACUACUUCGAAACUCAAGAGAUGCUUCAUGCCUCCAUCGAAAACUUCUAUCGCCGUAAUUGGCACACUUGAUACUAAGCUCGAGGAAUUUCUUUAUCUCAGAUCCCAAAUUCUUGAGAAUGAUCCUUCGCUAGUUGUCAUUCUAAUUGAUGCGGGCCGAUUCGUCGUGGAACAUGACGCUAUAACCAUCAAGCAACAUGAAUGUGAACUCAUCAAAUUUAUGAUUAAAGGAGCCAUUAAAAUAGUCAAGCAGCUCAAAAACCGCAAAGAGAUCCAGGUUAUAAUUAACCUUGGCAGUUCUGGAAGGACUAGCAUCUCUUCUGCCGUCAUGCGAGAGCUUCCUGUGACAUUCCCAAAGUUGAUCGUAUCCACUGUCGCCUCUAGUGAUGUAAGCUUUUAUAUCGAAGAGACUGAUAUUACUAUGAUGUACAGUGUGGUUGAUAUUGCAGGUCUGAAUGAGGUAUUGAAGGCGGCAAGAACUAAUAAAGGUCAUAAUAAUAUCGCGACUACCAAGAAGGGAAUCGGAAUCACGAUGUUUGGAGUCACCACAAAAGGGGCAAAUGCUGCACGCAAGAGGCUGGAAUCUUACGGGUUAGAAGUCUAUGUGUUCCAUGCUACGGGGUCUGGCGGGCGGUCGAUGGAAAGAUUAGUUAAAGAAGGUCAACUCCACGGCAUCUUAAAUCUGAUAAAUCUGACUACCACCGAGCUGGCUGAUGAAUUGGCUGGUGGCGUAUUUAGCGCCGGCAAUAGCAGAUUGAUGACUGCUGCCAAGGCAGGCUUGCCUCAAAUAGUCAGCGUCGGUGCUCUGGAUAUGGUAGACUUCGGACCGAGUGACACUGUGCCAAAAGAAUUUCGGGAGAGAAAUCUCAUCGAGCACACUCCUUGGUCAACCUUGGUGCGAACAACAGAGAAAGAGUGUGAAGAAUUGGGAAAGAGAGUAGCGCAGAGGCUUAGGGAAAACUGCAUUGGGUCUGAAUUUACAGAAGUAUGGCUCCCUUUGAGGGGUGUCAGCGCUCUUGAUGUACAAGGACAGGCCUUUUACGACAAGACAUCUGACGAGGCGUUAUUUACGGCUAUCAAGAAUAGGCUUGAAGGGAGUGGGAUAUCGGUCAAUGAGCUUGAUACUGAUAUCAACGACCCAGGUUGGUCAGAGAGUAUAGCUAAAAGGCUCAGCGAGCUUAUUGAGCUGAAGGGAUAAAGUCAGAAAUGACGAGCAAUAAACUGUGGUUAUCCGCGGCAAUCCAGGCAGAAACCCCGUACGAUCAUACCAAAAUGAUUCAAUAUCAUAGAAUGAGCUGUAAAAGUUAUCCAUCAAGUCCUUAAGUUACUGAGCAUCCUUAACUGUCUCAGCAAGAAGUCUUUGGGCCUUCUCAGAUCUGGGUCUAAAAACUACAUC